Molecule: messenger RNA, 1116 nt
Organism: Ostertagia ostertagi
Lineage: Eukaryota; Metazoa; Nematoda; Chromadorea; Rhabditida; Trichostrongylidae
Source: the annotation of a GenBank genome assembly
AUGAAGACGUUGUGUAGAUGUGCACAGACAUGCCGUUCAUGGAAUGUGCUGGCACUUGACGGUUCGAAUUGGCAACGGGUCGACUUAUUCACGUUUCAAAAGGAUGUCAAGGCAGCCACCGUUGAAAACUUGGCUCGUCGUUGUGGUGGUUUCCUGAAGAAGCUUUCACUGAAGGGAUGUGAAAAUAUACAGGAUUCGGCAUUACGGUCUUUCACAGCUAAGACAUGCGAAAAUCUUGGGAGGCAUUGCCAUAAAUUGGUCCAUUUGAAUCUGGAGAACUGUACAGCGAUUACCGACCGAGCGCUUAGGUAUAUAAGUGACGGAUGUUCAAAUCUGCAGUAUUUGAAUAUCAGUUGGUGUGACAAUAUCCAAGAUAAAGGCGUCCAAAUGAUAUUAUCUGGCUGCAAAGGUCUGACCACUCUCAUCAUGAAAGGAUGCGAGGGAUUGACAGAGCAAGUUUUCGCUAACUCGAUCGAUAACAUGAAAAAUUUGGAAGUGAUCAAUUUGUUGUCAUGCUUCGUGAACGACGAGACAGUAGCCCAUAUUGCUCGUGGAAGUCCUCAUCUACAAUAUCUUUGUCUGUCUAAUUGUACACAAAUCACUGAUCGGUCAUUGAUCUCAUUAUCACAGGGAUGUAAAAUGCUAACAGACAUCGAGCUGUCUGGUUGCAGUCUUCUUUCGGAUGCCGGAUUCAUUCAGCUGGCUAGGCACUGUAAAAAUUUAGCGCGUAUGGAUUUGGAGGAUUGUAGUCUGAUUACAGACGCGACGAUUCACUCGCUUAGCACCAAUUGUAGUAAUCUGUCAGAAUUGAGCCUUUCUCAUUGUGAGCUCAUCACGGACGAGUCAAUUCAUUGCCUUUGCACCAACAACAAAGAAAAGUUGCAGGUUCUGGAGCUGGACAAUUGUCCACAGAUCACGGAUUCGGCCCUUUCCCAUAUGAGGCACGCGAAGGCAUUGAAACGUAUCGACUUGUAUGACUGUCAGAAUGUUUCGAAGGAAGCCAUUCAGAGUUCAAGCAUCAUCGACCGCACGUGGAAAUUCAUGCAUACUUUGCCCACCACACACCACUAUCAGCUACGGCCAGCAGGUCUCUGCCGGUGUUGUGCCAUCUUAUGA